CAAACUCAAAAAGAGAGAUGAUGGUUGGAAACCAUUGUUAUUGCUUUUCUAGUAUUAUUACCAUCUUUGUCUCCAUUGCAAUCCACAGUACUCUUGCUUCUCCUAGGCUCCACUUUUGCCGCCACGACCAGAGGGAUGCUCUUUUGGAAUUCAUGCAUGAGUUUCCUAUUGAUAAGUCUUUUCCAAGUUCUUGGAACAAAAGCAGCGAUUGUUGUUUUUGGGAGGGAGUCGAAUGCCAUAAUAAAUCUGGCCAGGUUAUAUCACUCGACCUUUCUGAUAAAUAUCUUAACGGCUCUAUGAAAACAAACAGUAGCAUUUUCAAACUCCAAUAUCUUGGUGAUUUAUCCCUUACUAACUGCAAUCUCCAAGGAGAGAUUCCUUCUUCUCUAGGAAACCUUUCUCGUCUCAAGUAUCUUGACCUCCGGUCCAAUAAUCUGGUAGGUGAAGUUCCGGCUUCCAUGGGACACCUAACCGAACUGGAAGGCCUGUCCCUUGAGAAAAACAGCUUAAGUGGCAGUUUUCCUAGUUCAUUGGCCAAUUUCACGAAGCUUACCCGGGUUUUCCUCAACUCUAAUAACUUCACAUCCACGCUUCCAUCCGACAUGAGUGGACUGCACAACUUGGAGUGGUUCGAUAUCAGUGAAAACUCAUUUUUCGGGCCUUUCCCUAAAUCCUUGUUCACCAUUUCCUCCUUAAUUAUAGUUUCUUUGGAAAAAAACCAAUUCACAGGACCUAUAGAUUUCGAGAAUGCAACAUCUUCACCAUUGUUUAAGCUAGAGGAUCUCGUCCUUGCUAGUAACAAAUUCGAUGGCCUUAUCCCAGAAUCCAUAUCUAAAUUUCUCAACCUUCAAGACCUAGAUCUUUCCCGAAACAGUUUCAGUGGACCAAUCCCUAGAUCUAUAUCAAAGUUAGACGACCUCCGUCAUCUUGAUUUUGCCAAAAACAAGUUGGAAGGUGAAGUACCAUCCUGCUUAUGGAAUUUUCCGACGGUGAUGCUUUCUCACAAUUUUUUCAGCAGUUUUGAAAACGUUUCACAAGAAUCAACUGAUAUCCAUCGGUUGGAUCUGAAUUCGAAUUCAUUCAGAGGACCAUUUCCCGAUUGGGUCUGCAAGUUUUACCGGUUAGAGUAUUUAGAUUUGUCCAACAACCUCUUCAGCGGCUCCAUUCCUUCAUGUUUAAGCAGAUUCACUUAUUUUCUUAUGGAAUUAACUCUUGGGAACAACAACUUCAGUGGUACUCUUCCAGAUAUAUUUGGUGAUGCUACCAGGUUAGAAUCACUCGAUGUUAGUCGCAACCGUCUAGAAGGAAACUUCCCAAAGUCCUUGAUCCACUGCAAAGCCCUGAAACAUGUGAAUGUUGGAAGCAACAAAUUCAAGGACAAAUUUCCACAUUGGCUGGGAUCUUUGCCAUCAUUACAUGUUCUCAGCCUUCGAUGCAACAAGUUCUUUGGGCCGUUGUAUCGUCGCCAUAUGUCCUCUGGGUUUAAGAGUUUAAGAGUAAUGGAUAUUUCACAUAAUGACUUCACCGGAACUCUCCCACCUCACUAUUUUUCCAGCUGGCAUGAAAUGACCACAUUGACUGAAGAAUAUAAUCAGUACAUGGAAUCACACUCUUUUUUUGAUGCUUAUUUUGAUUCAUUUCCUUUUGUUCCUGAGAAUUAUGAAUCUGUGGAAAUGGUGAUCAAAGGAGUGGAGAUGAGCUUUGAGCGGAUCCGAAAAGACUUCAGGGCUAUUGAUUUUUCUAAAAACAGAAUCCACGGCAAAAUCCCCGAAUCUUUGUGCUCUUUGAAGGAAUUGCUUGUUCUCAACUUGUCAGGUAACGCCUUCACAGGUGUGAUCCCACGAUCCUUGGCAAAGCUAACAAAGCUCGAGACGUUAGACCUGUCAUGUAAUAAGUUAUCAGGUGAAAUCCCCCAAGAUCUUGGUAAACUCUCCUUUCUUUCGUACAUGAACUUCUCCCAUAACCAUCUCCAAGGUUCAGUGCCACGAGGCACACAGUUUCAAAGCCAGAACUGUUCUUCAUUCAUGGACAACCCUGAACUCUUGGGUCUCGAAGAUAUCUGCAGAAAACCCAAUGUGUUGGGUCCUACGUCACAUCAACCAGAGGAAGUGUCGGAGUCGGAAGAACCAAUGUUCAACUGGGUAGCAGCUGCUAUAGCCUACGGACCAGGUGUGUUCUGCGGAUUUGUGAUCGGAUAUUAUAUCUUUACUUCAGGCUAUCAUGAGUGGUUCGCAGAAAGGUUUGGUCGAAGAAAAAUCAGAGUCGUCACAAGUGUUCGUUAAUCUCAUCUCUUGCAGUUGCUCUAUGAAUCUGUGAAGCAUAUGUUCUUGUUCGUGUUUGUACUGAUUUUCCAAGGAGUUUUCUCCAAAAGACUCGUUUGUAGGAGAUCUAAGCAACGUUCUGUUUAAUGUUUUUGUAAUAAGUCUUUUAAUUGUAUUUGAAUAUAUACUUUCAUUUGCAGUUC
Brassica oleracea var. oleracea is the source of this 2464-nucleotide messenger RNA. Its product is annotated as receptor-like protein 12. The record is from RefSeq and is a predicted model, not a curated record. Lineage: Eukaryota; Viridiplantae; Streptophyta; Magnoliopsida; Brassicales; Brassicaceae. Gene Ontology annotation, molecular function: protein binding. The transcript has a single exon. Bases 18 to 2282 code for a protein of 754 amino acids.